Macrobrachium nipponense is the source of this 1197-nucleotide messenger RNA. RefSeq names its product cubilin-like. Lineage: Eukaryota; Metazoa; Arthropoda; Malacostraca; Decapoda; Palaemonidae. Bases 83 to 1048 code for a protein of 321 amino acids. The transcript is spliced from 7 exons. The record is from RefSeq and is a predicted model, not a curated record.
AACAGGGCCUAGUUGAGUAUAAAAGAGUUAGCGGCGGUGUGAGGGACCACAUUUGUUCCAGAGCAGCCGAAGCCAAAGGACAAUGGAAAGGUGUCUACUGUUCGUCUAUCUCAGCGUGGCAUUGUUCGCCGCCAUCGCCACCCCAGCUCCUCCCAAGGUCGGCGUUGUUGACGUCGCCUUGUUACAGAGGCCCACUAGGAUAAAAGGCAGCCAGCGCCCACAAGACGGAAAUAUCAGAGACGCCCCAGCCCCAGCAGAGGUCGAAACAGCCACUGAAGGAGAAGCAACCGACGAAGAGGGCGCAGAGGAAGAGGUUGUCUUGGAUGAGAUUCACUGCAUCAAGGAGCCUCUUGGGAACAACACCUUCUACUGGAGUUCUCCCAACUUCGGCAAGGAGGAUUACCCAAAUGACGCUUAUUGCAAAGUCUCCAGUUCGUCCACAGAACCGGGAUAUGCCACUGUCAGCUUCAACAGCUUGAACAUCCUUUGCGAAGGUCGUGGAGACUCCGUCACUUUUAAACAACCCUAUCACAUCGAUGACCUGACGAGCAAGAAGUACUGCGGCGUCAUGACCGAGUCCAGCGCGAUCACAUCCAUCUUACCGACGUACAAUUUCUUCGGCAAGUUCCGCACUGACCACACAGGCACGGCUUCCGGUUUCAAUGUCACCAUCACCAAACAGAUGACGAAUUGCCAUAAGAUUAUCGAGACAGGAGAACAUGGCAACUCUGGCAUCAUUGAAACCCCAACGGAACCCAAUGCCGGCCCUGCCAAGGUGUGCGAGUGGUGGAUCAGGGCUCCAGUGGGCAAACGCAUAGAGCUGCAAUUCAUCCCAACACUAACCGAAAGCCCACUCUGCAACGAAGGCAGCAUCCUCGUCGACAGUUCUGGCAGCAAGUUUUACAGAAGGCGCACCACCGACAGCUACUGCGGCAAGGCCACCCCCGGAACGAUCAUCUCCAAGAAAAACUACAUGAACGUUCUCUACUACUCCAUGGAUUCUUUGGAUCACUUCACUGCUCGGUGGGCUUUGCUCUCGGCUUUCUAAAUAAUACUUCCUACGAUGACAGCUAUUUCCGAGUGCCGCGCUAGUGUCAAUUCCACGACGACCUCGUGGGGGGUUGAAAAGAACAAAGUAAAAAAAGCGGUUGAGACUGUUCGGAAAGGAUUCAGCUUAAGAAAAUGAAAGAUAAUACC